Rhagoletis zephyria (snowberry fruit fly) is the source of this 6088-nucleotide messenger RNA. RefSeq names its product protein FAM135B-like. Lineage: Eukaryota; Metazoa; Arthropoda; Insecta; Diptera; Tephritidae. The record is from RefSeq and is a predicted model, not a curated record. Gene Ontology annotation, biological process: lipid metabolic process.
AUGGCGGCAUUUAAAGAGCUUGUCGAACUGCCAAUUGACAAGCGCGCUGUGAAUGUAAGCCUCUAUCAGGUACGUUGCGGCCUGCGUGUCUCACCGCGACUUCCCGUGCAGGUGGAAACCAGUAUACCAGACACACCGCAAAACAAUUCACAUUCGGCAGAAGUGCACACACAAGCGCAGACAGCCACGAACGGUGGCAGCGGUGGUGGUGGUGACAGCAGCGGCGGUGACGGGGUGGGCGAGGGGGGCGAGGGCGAUAUACUGCAGGAGCAGGGCGACGCCCAGGAUACGAAUGGCGGCAGCCUAUUGUCAGGAUCUGCAUGCAUAAUUAACGGCUGCGGUGCAUCGCGCAUCUUUCAGAUUCUCUACAGGAAUGAGGAAGUGGCGUUGCGCGAUGUCAUUCACUUUCGUACACACUUGUUGGUCGACAGCCGUCACUUGAAGGAAUCCAUUGAACGUGCUGAGUUCUCAUUGCAAUUGGAACUGUGGUUUGGUGAACAGAAUGGCACCAGCGCACUAUCGUUGGCCUCUACACGCACCUUACAGCUGAAUUUCCAUCCAGGUCGAGGGCUGCACUACCAUCUGCCGGUGCUAUUCGAUUACUUCCACUUGGCCGCCAUUAGCGUUGGCAUCCAUGCUAGUUUGGUGGCGCUGCAUCAGCCCUAUAUAAAGAAAACAAUUUUCCGUUACAUUAAACUCUGCGCACCCAAAAGCUCCAAAGCCUGGAGCGGCAAAUUGAACUGUCGUGGCAGCAUGUCGCCCGGCCCACUAGAGGCUGUCUUUUUCGGCCCACAAAUUGUGGGUACCACCAAAUGCAGCGGCGGACCUGCCGGUCGUCUUUUGCAGUCGCGACAGAUACAUCAUGAAAUCUGUAGUCUACUGUUGGGCGCCAUCGAAAAUCUGAAAGCGACUCUCAAUGAGUUCAGUGCAGUGCUGACGAAGAGCAUGAAUAACCAAAUCGGCUCACCACCGUUACGAGAGAAUGAUGCCUCCGAGCGUUUACAGCAUUUUACCGAAGAAGCCAAGCUGCAUGAUACCGAGGAGGACUUUGCAAUCCGUGCCAAUUCCGACAUCGCCCAGCUAUGCGCCGAAUGCAUAAUGUUUUGGCGACGCGUUAUACUCGCCUCAUCUCAGUCCGCAGUGCACACUCUACUUGCCAAGAAGCACCACAUUUUGCGAGUGCAACGCUUCGCCGAAGGUUUCUUUGUCAACGAAAAUCCGCGCCAUUCGGCGGCUGGUUGCUACGACAGUAACUACCAAAACUAUGUAGCCAUCGCCGAAAUGGCACGCCGCAGUCGCUAUUUACAGUCGUUGCCACCGCUGCCGGUACAUUGCACACCCAUUGAUGGCGACGCCAGUUCAUUGCCGCUGAUAUUUGAGGAUCGUUACGUGGAACCACCGAGCUAUACACGUAGACGCACCGGCAGCGAUCCGCAUUUGAAUAGUCACGAGAGUCUGGUGAGCUCCUGUGGCAGCAGUACGCCCAAACCACCGCCUCCGCCCACCUGCAUGCUCGAUAAAACGCAUUCGGUGAACAGUCUGAGCGGACGCAGUUCGAACUCCAAGGAAUGUUCAUGUACCGUUAAUUUUGAGUAUCAGAGUAGCCCUGGCUGUGUAGCAGGAGUGCUUACUCCACGAUUCGCCUUAGGUGGGGAAAUAUUGCAGGCGAGUUUGACCAUUGCAACGACGGCAGCUGCAAAGGCACCGGCCACCGACGUUCUUAAUCAACGGCAGAUGUCACGACACUCCGUCACAGGUCUACUCGAAGAUGGUGAUAAUAAUGAGGCAGCUAAUGAAUACAACUAUAAUACGAACGGUACAUUACCAACACGUCACAGUAAGUCUUUGGACCAGCUAGACGGUACAGUUCACAGUACUCCAUCUCUUCGCACUCACAGUCAUACACAACAGCUUAAUCUGCAUUCUUCGCAAACGCAAUCGGAGUCUAAUUAUAAGCACUUCAGUGAUGGCGCCAGUGUUUCUAGUUUGGCUAAUAAAGUCGAUCAGUCGAGCUCGCGGAAGCACAAAACACAAGCUGAAGAUCUCAUGCGCAACAUUUCGGAAUUUCGACAGAAGUACAAGAACUGUGAGGACGGGGCACGUUGCGAACAAAAAUUGUAUUUGAAUGGCAAUGGCACCCCGCACGCCAACAAUCUGAGUUUGAAUGGCUGUAGCCGGUCGGUGGUAAGCACUUUGAACCGCCAAUUAAAUACCAGCGAACGCGCCGGUAAGUUCGACUAUCUGCAUGAAAUACGAAUGCUAAAUUCGCCAAAGCAGCUAACGCUUUGCUCGCACUACAAUUCGUUGCCAAAAUACAAUGGAAAUGGACUGAUUCCACCGAGAAACUCAUAUCCUCCAAUCAAGUCGAAGAAAAUCAACGGCUGCUUAGAGAACGGCACCAAGGUUAUGCCAAAGCCCACAUUGACAGCAACUCAACAACAACACACCAUACCGCGCAGUAGCUCCUCACAGGCACUACGCCAGAGGUCUCAAGGCGAUGUAAACAUCCAAACGAACUCAUCGUCGACCAUACCGCGUUCAGUUGAGAUUGCGCGAGUCCGAGUGUCCGACCUUAAGGAAAUGUUGAAGAACGGUACUUUGAAGAAGGAGUCAAGUAGCUCUGAAAGUGAUAUAGCCUCCAAAGUGCAUUCAUCGAAAAGUAGCGACCAUAAAAUGCUAUCUUCGCUGAGUGUGCCCUUUAAACUUGAGUCCUUAAACAAUACUAGCAGCGAACAGAAUACCAGCGGGUUUAGCGAGUCGCUACCAAAUCUGGCGCCACCACCACAGUUCAACUCUGAAUCGGGCCAAAAACGCAAACUUGUGCUGAGCAAUUCCACAUCAUCAUUGAGUGAGGAGAGCGGUUGGGUCUCUAGUCGACGCAGUUCGCUUGGUCCCUCUAGUCCCGAAACCAUCACGAACAAUGAGAAAAACGUGAAGAAAGAACAAGCACAUAUCAAUGGCAUGGAGACGCGGCUCAACGGUGAGCAGCUACGUCUUAAACUGCAACAACUGUUAGAUCAACAAAAUCAAAAAACCAUCAAAAAACACAAUUCAACGAAACGCGAUACGAGUCAAAACCAUAAAACCAACGGAGCGAGCAACGAAGUAUCUAUUCAUCGCAAAGUGUCAUCGGUAACACUGAAAAUGAAGCCGGAUUAUAGUAGAACCGAAAUGCAUUUACGUCGGCAUUUACAACAUUUACCAAAUGGCGAGUCAACGGAGACCGAUGACUUGGAAAUUCCCUCCCGAAGAGAACGCUCGCGACAUGCUAAACAUGAAAAAUCUAAAUCCGAUUUUGAUUUGGUCAGUUUGAAAGAAAAUGCACCGCUGGAAAAUGUGCGAGUGCCACCACCUCAACAGUUUCAAGAUGACCUCCUGCCACCCGACGAAUUUCGUGAUCCACCCUUACAGGGAUCGCAUGAAAAAGAAAACGCCAACAAGUCGCAUUCCGCCAAUACAACAAAGAUCAUAGAUGCAUCCAAAAAUAGCAACAGCAAGAAGAGUCGCUCUCACUCCGUCGAUUGCACCGAAGAUGAGGAUAAAGAAAACACCAGCACCACACAAAACCAGAUGCCAGUGGCGCGCACCGAUAGCCAAAAGUCAAACAGGUCACUGCAGUUGACAAAACGUACGAAAAUCGGCGGUGCCGGCUACACCAACCCGGAGGCCACAAACACUUCACUUUUAGAAUUCGAAAAAUAUCGCGAAGAAUUUCGCAAACAAAUCAAAUACACCGGAAGCAUUUAUUCGGACUUUGCUAAGCUGGCGUCCGAACUGCCAUACUUUAGCAUUAGCGACGAGUACCGCGCUUUCUCGCCCAACGGUAUGCAUUUAAUUAUCUGUGUUCACGGAUUGGAUGGAAACGCAGCCGAUUUGCGAUUGGUACGCACCUACCUGGAGUUAGGGCUACCGGGCGCUAAUUUGGAAUUUCUAAUGUCGGAACGCAAUCAAGGCGAUACAUUCUCCGAUUUCGAAACAAUGACCGAUAGACUUGUCGCUGAAAUACUGUAUCAUAUCGAGACGUGUGGUCUAAAUCCGACGCGCAUUUCAUUUGUCGCUCACUCCUUGGGUACAAUCAUUGUGCGUAGCGCCUUGGCACGCUCACAAAUGCGCCCGCUACUGCCGCGCCUACAUACAUUCCUAUCGCUAUCUGGGCCGCAUUUGGGCACACUCUACAACACAAGCGGGCUGGUCAAUAUGGGCAUGUGGUUCAUGCAGAAAUGGAAGAAAUCCGGCUCUCUCCUACAGCUUUGCAUGCGCGAUACAGCGGAUCUGCGUUGCUCGUUUCUCUAUCGGCUGAGCCAGCGCAGCACGCUGCAUCACUUUAAGAAUAUACUGCUCUGCGGUUCCAGUCAAGAUCGCUAUGUGCCAGCGCAUUCGGCGCGUUUAGAGCUCUGCAAGGCGGCUAUACGCGAUAAUUCCAAUUUGGGAACGGUUUACAGGGAAAUGAUUCAUAACAUAAUCGCACCAAUAUUAGCACGCACCGAAUUGAAUUUAGCCCGUUACGAUGUUCAUCAUGCGCUUCCGCAUACAGCAAAUACGCUCAUCGGUAGAGCAGCGCAUAUUGCUGUACUCGACUCGGAAUUAUUCAUAGAGAAAUUUUUAUUGAUCGCGGGUUUGAAAUAUUUCAGUUAACCACAGAGAUCAGUACUUUAAAGACAAUUGAUUGCUGCGUAUGGACGAUAGGGAUUGUGAGCGUAGAAAUUGGGUACUGUUAAUGAAAAGUUAGCAUUUAGUCGUAGUUACUGUUAUACGCCUUAGAGAACAGAUUAGGGUAAACAUACGAAUUGAUCAAGUAUUAGGCAGGGAUUCACAACUACAUAGAAAAUUGGGCGCUGGAAUUUGAAAUGUUUAAGGGAAAAACUUAAACUUUUUCUAAAAAUUUAAUUACCAAACUUUAUUCUUUUCUUAGUCCUCCCAAAAUAUCGCUGGAAUAUUCGUGUGAGGGAAAAUUUUUUUUUUAUAGAUCCACGGGACUUCGGUUUUUUUUGUAGAUUUUAUUUAUUGCAAAAUGCAAUAGAAGGGCACCCGCCUGUCACCACUCACUCGGCUUGACAGCUCUCCUCUCAUAUUAGUAGUCGGGCUAAUCAUCGGGCACUGCCGAAUGGGUACGCAUGAUAAAAGGUUGGGAUACUCAACGAACGACUUUUGUGGCAGCUGCAGAGACGAGGAAUAGGUGGAGAGCAGCGAUCACUAUCUCGCCACAGUACCGCCCUAGCCAAAAUGCGCAACCACUUCUUCAGCAAGUAUUUUUCAGAUUUCUUGGCCGGUCUACACUCAGCGGACAUUCAAAUUGUUUGUGCUAUAUAAAAUGUAAUCGGUGGUUCAACUAUUGAGGGUGGGAAAGAAGCAAAUGGCUUCCGUGCAUACGUACAUCGAUACAUCGAUGUUUUUUUGAAAACUGACAUCUCUAAUACAUCGAACCGCCAUUUCAGUUUUUCAAUUAUGUAUACAAAAAAAAAAAAAAAGCGAGUUUGGAAAAAAAAAUUGAAAUGGAACUAAAAAGUUCCGUUAGACACAUACAGCCCAAUUCUGAAUACUCCCAGGGAGUUUGUUCUCCGGGAAUUUGUUUCUUCCGAGAAAGAAAUCCCCCAAUAAUUAACUCCCAGGAGGUAGCAUUUCCCCCGAAAAUUCGGGAGGAGGAAAUUCGAACUUUGAGAGAGCUGUUUGACACUUUUUUUUGACAGCUCAACUCCGCCAUUUAAUAUAAAAAAUCCUCGGGGGAAUUUUUAGUCAUGAUAGGAGGAAAGGGAAAAUAGAGAAAACUCGCAAAUCGAUGCACUUUUCGAUGUAUCGAAUCGAAGAAAUACAUCGAUGUAUUUCGAUGCCACUGACAUCACUAUUGUAGUGCCAACUUUGAAGAAUACUUUCGGGAAGGGUAAAAUUCUCUCUCUCUUCUUUUUUGAAAGCAUCAAACCCAUGAAGUAUUCGCUCGGCUGGCAUUAUUUGCAUAAAUAAAAAUCUCUUAAAUAGUUAAGUAAAAUGAUAAAGGUACGCGUGUUGAGGAAAACGGGCAGAUUGAUUAGAAACCAAAGAAUUAUGGUAGAUUUAAAAGCUUUGUGAUUAACGAACUAUUUGAACAGGGUAA